AGUUUGACAGCGUGUGCACCUAACCAAAACAAUUAUGUAAAAAUAUGUUUUGAAAAAUUCUGACAUUGUUUAAUCUUUUGAAUCAUGAAUAUCGUAAAAAUUUUAGUGAACAAAAGGUUUUUAUGUAAUAAAAACGUAAAUUUGGUCGGCAAUCGAACAUUAUUCACUAAAGAUUCGUUGGGAAUAGCUGCUUACAUUGCGAAUCGUGAAUUGGAGCACGAGUUCACCACAAAACCCGAAGAAUUUAAAAAAGAUUUUCUACGAAAAGUGGAGAAAGGUUUACCACUGAAUCUUUUAAUCGAUAAUUUAAAAAGAUUUAUACAUGUGAUAGGCAAUGAACCGCAGGACAUUGAUUUAUUGUGGCGAGCGUUGCGUAUGUACAAAUCAAAACAUGAUCAAAUGCGUCGAAGGUCUGAACUUGAAGCGAAAAAAUUGUAUACAUUCGGUCCGAUAAUAAUGCGAGUAUUGCACCAUUUCAAUUUAACGGAAUAUGCAAUUAAGUUUUUCGAUGAUGGUCACGUUACACAAUUAUUUGAUCAAUUGGUGACAUAUCAAAUUUUAUUAGAUUUACUAUACGAUAAUAGACAGUACGGUGACGUAUUGCGUAUAUAUCAUGAGAUUGAAAAACGGAUUUUAGACCAAAACCGAUACGUCUCGAAUGAAAUAAAUGCCAUUAUUUUUGCAACUUACUUUAGACUGAAUACACCAAUGCACAAUCAACUUGCAUAUGAUAUGUACAAAAAUCUAAAGGACCAAGGCACACACAUAAAACAAUAUCGAAAAAGUAUUGGACUAGUUGCUGCCAUGCAACUUAGGCUUGAAAAUCCUGAUAAAAGUUUGGAAAUUCUAUCGAUUUACGAUGAUACUGAUGUUAAUAUUCGUUAUGUGCGAAUUCUAUCACAUGUCCACUUACACCAAUUCGAUGACGCAUUCCGAUUACUUGAAAUGACAAUAGCAUCGCCCAAAGCUAUUUUAAUACCCGAUCAACUGCUACAAAAAAUCGAGGGAAAAAUGAGAAAACUGCAUGAUGACAGAAUUGAUCGAGCAUACAAAUCGAUAUUCGAUGAACUUAAACGAAAAAAUCUGAUAUUUUACAAAAGAUUGGAUGAUGUUCUGUGUGCUCGAUUUCCAACAGCGAUGGCACCAUACAGACCAGUACCGGUAGUUGGCCUUUGAAGUUUCAAGCGGUCUUGGACGCAUUGCUAGCUUGAUUCUUACAUUUUUUUUUUCAUUUAAUUUAACUAUGUUACAAUAGUUUGGCAAUAAUUGUUGUAUGUAAUUUGA
Molecule: messenger RNA, 1284 nt
Organism: Contarinia nasturtii (swede midge)
Lineage: Eukaryota; Metazoa; Arthropoda; Insecta; Diptera; Cecidomyiidae
Product: pentatricopeptide repeat-containing protein 2, mitochondrial-like
Exons: 6
Coding region: 85-1176 (363 amino acids)
Biological process (GO): regulation of mRNA processing; mitochondrion organization; multicellular organism development
Cellular component (GO): mitochondrion
Molecular function (GO): RNA binding
Source: RefSeq, a predicted model, not a curated record